AAGCUUUCGUGAAUCUUUGAAACCUUCGAAGAUCUGAAAAUGGCUCCGGCGGUGACCUGUACGAGACUGACGGUGUUCACCUUCGCUGGGAUCUUUGUUCAGAUUCUGGGUCUCGCGUUUUUUGUCUUCGGGUUCUUCCCCGUCAAGCCGACUCUCUCCGGCGUCAGUGGUCCGGAGAGUUAUUAUGCUCCGUUCUGCGAUUCUGCUAAGAACUGGAGCGAUUCGGAGCUACAUCCUGAGAAGCUGAGAUUGCUCUACCAGGAACUGUCUGGCAUCUCUCCCGCAUUUGAUCGACUAAUUUUGAUGGUCAUUGAUGGCCUCCCUGCGGAAUUUGUGCUGGGGAAGAGUGGUCAGCCUCCGAGGAAGGUGUGGAAGGAUUCAAUGCCUUACGUUCAGUCACUGUUGGAUCGUGGAAGGGCAGUUGGGUACCAUUCUAAGGCAGCCCCUCCUACUGUCACCAUGCCUAGAUUGAAGGCUAUGGUUUCUGGGGCAAUUGGUGGAUUCUUGGAUGUGGCUUUCAAUUUUAACACACAGGCCCUCUUAGAUGACAACCUUCUCGGUCAGUUUUUUAUGAUUGGUUGGAAAAUGGUGAUGCUUGGCGAUGAUACAUGGCUCAAGUUGUUCCCGGGUUUAUUUAUGAGACAUGAUGGUGUUAGCAGUUUCUUUGUUAAAGAUACAGUACAGGUGGACAAAAAUGUUUCUCGACAUUUGCCAGAUGAGCUUAAAAGUGAUGAUUGGAAUCUUUUGAUCCUUCAUUACUUGGGCUUGGAUCAUGUUGGACAUAUUGGUGGCCGUAACAGUCCCCUAAUGGCCUCAAAACUCAUGGAAAUGGAUGGUAUAGUGAAAACAAUGCAUUUGAGAGCCAUUCUAGAUAAUGGGCAUGAUCAAGGGAGGACUCUUUUGGUAGUGGUAAGUGAUCAUGGUAUGACUGAGAAUGGAAAUCAUGGAGGAUCAUCGUAUGAAGAAACUGACUCCUUAAUGCUCUUUAUUGGCUUGAGGGAUGACACUUCUGAUUAUGCAGUGGCUACCGAAAAUAUAGCUAACCAGGUAGAUCUGGCGGCAACUUUAGCUCUUCUAUAUGGUGUGCCAAUUCCUAAGAAUAACGUCGGAAUCCUUCUUCCGCAAACUCUCGACUCUUUAAAAGAUUACGAGCAACUAAGGGCAUUGCAAUUGAACUCCUGGCAGUUACUCAGAUUAAUGCAAGCACAGUUACCGGGUUCUUUACAUGAAGGCUUCUCCUGUGGCGGCGUUGGUGACGAAUUAUUUAAUGGCCAUAGUAACGAUCUCAAAGCUGCAACUAGUGAGUGCUCUGGGAGUAAAGAGAAGCAACUUCGUUGUUUAUUUACCAAUGCUGCUGUUCUUCAUGGCAUUUGGAAGUCCAAGAAAAUGACAGAGUCUGAUACCAUGGAAGAUUUCAGCGGAGCUUUAGAUGCAUAUACUAUGUUCCUGAGAACUGCAAGUGAGUGGUUAGCCGGCAAAACCACUGAAAAACCAGUUAUCGCGCUUGGUCUAGGGGUGGGUUCCAUGCUUCUUUCAUGCCUCGUCUGUGUCAGUCUCAUUCUUUGCUUAUUCAGAGAGGUUUACCAUAAGCCUAAGGAUCGACCUUCCAAUUUCAGUUAUCGACUGAGUUUAGAAGAGGGGUUCAUUUUGGCUGUUGUUUUGAUCCUUCUUAUAAGUAUGGGAUCAAGUUCUAUGGUGGAAGAAGAGCAUUAUAUCUGGCAUUUCCUGGUAUCAACGUUUAAUCUUCUGUUGUUCUACAAGACAGCCAAUUCAUUUGAAUUUUCCAAGGGCCUGAACAUAUUCAGAGAAUGUAAAAUAUGGGACAUCUUCUUGCUUCUUAUUUGCGGCAGAUUACUGAGAGGUUGGCAUCAAGGAGGCGUUAAUUGGACCUACCUUCCUGAUAUUUCUAAGUGGCUUGGGCAAGCUGACCGUGGUUAUGUCAAAUAUAUUCAGCUAAUCUCAAUCUUCUUGGUCACUGGCUGGGGGCUUUUUACUCUAAUUCAAAAAGGAUUAAAGAGAAAAAGCGUUCUUGUGCUGGCAUUUGGUUUUUCAAUCUGCAGGUUCAUAAUUCUGCUACAUGCUGCAAGAUAUGAAGAUAACAUGUUGGAGGUGUCCAAUUAUGGUGCCACCUUAGCAGCAAAAGUUACCUAUUUGUUGCUUGCUACCUCUGUGAUUGGAGCUGCCACAGUGUUGCCAUGGUUUAUGCCUCUUUCAACUAAUAUGUCCAGAAGUUAUAACAAUCACUCAUUGCCAGCUGAAAGAGAAGACAAGUUUUUGCCAGUAGAAGCAGGUGAUUCCUUGUCUGUGAUUGGCUCAGCUUACAUACUGUCCUGGUGUCUUCUACAGCUACUGCUUCAACAACCGGUCAACUCGGGAGCCAUAUUUUUGCUGCUCAUCCAAAUGUUAGCACUAUCACAUCUUUUUUCGAAAGGAUUGCAGGUUAAGGAAUGGGUCGAGGUUGCUGCAUUGUACUUUUUGGGAAUGGCAGGCCACUUUGCUCUUGGGAACAGCAAUACUUUAGCAACCAUUGAUGUCGCUGGUGCUUUUAUCGGAAUCUCUAGUCAUUCUACCGUACUUUCCGGCAUUUUGAUGUUCAUAAUCACCUAUGCAUCUCCGAUGCUAUUCCUUCUAGGCUUGGUGAUGUACGUAGGUGCAAAGGCAAGAAGAAAUCACUCAAGAGGUACCCAGAAUGAAGAUCUGGGACAGCUCCUAAAACAAACACUCGGUUUUCCUUGCUUAGUUCCACUCUGCAUAAACUCACUUCUGCUUACGGCAUACACUGUCGUAUUGCUACUUAUGAGGAACCACCUAUUUGUUUGGAGCGUUUUCUCCCCCAAGUACCUUUAUGUAUGUGCAACAGCUGUUUGCACUUACAUUGGGGUCUGUAUCGUGGCCGCUACUGUAACAUACACAUACUCUGUGGCAGCCAUGCGAAAAAGCAAGAAAAUUAGGAGACAAAACUAGUUGAUCUCUCUGAAGAGGACAUGGCAGUGAUCUUCAGGAACAUGAGCAGAACUGAAGGACGACCAAGAUGGGCUUUUGUUCAAAAUUGGCAUUGAUCUGAUGAUUGAUACACAAACUUCAGACAGAAAAGUGAUUUUGUCAUUAUCAUUCACAAUUACAGAUUGUAAAGAAUGCUGCUUCUGAUAUGUGAAUCUUUGGAUGUAUCACUGUAUGAUUCAUGUUCUCCUCUCAGUUAUUACAAUA
Tarenaya hassleriana is the source of this 3207-nucleotide messenger RNA. Its product is annotated as GPI ethanolamine phosphate transferase 2. Lineage: Eukaryota; Viridiplantae; Streptophyta; Magnoliopsida; Brassicales; Cleomaceae. Gene Ontology annotation, cellular component: endoplasmic reticulum membrane. The transcript has 18 exons. Gene Ontology annotation, biological process: GPI anchor biosynthetic process. The record is from RefSeq and is a predicted model, not a curated record. The coding region runs from base 40 to 2964 and encodes 974 amino acids.